Messenger RNA from Lacerta agilis (Sand lizard), 3959 nucleotides. RefSeq names its product REST corepressor 2 (gene RCOR2). Gene Ontology annotation, biological process: negative regulation of DNA-templated transcription; regulation of transcription by RNA polymerase II. Bases 1567 to 3171 code for a protein of 534 amino acids. NCBI's taxonomy places the organism in Eukaryota, Metazoa, Chordata, Lepidosauria, Squamata, Lacertidae. The record is from RefSeq and is a predicted model, not a curated record. Gene Ontology annotation, cellular component: transcription regulator complex; histone deacetylase complex. Gene Ontology annotation, molecular function: transcription corepressor activity. The transcript has 12 exons.
CCAGAUUGAAGCUGUCUUCUAAAAAGCAGUGCGGUGGAGAUAGUGAUGCCGAGGGAAUAGGUCAAUCUGAUAUAGGGGUGUGGACUUGUUUUCUCUCACUUUGGAACUCUCCCAUACACAGCAGCCAAAGCUCUACAUAGUGAGCAUGAAAUGACAGCUAAGUGAAAUUUUGAGAGUGUUAGAUGACUUCACAGUUCUAUGUCUUAUAAAGAUGCUACCGUUCUGCUGCUACCAAACAGUGCCUUUCUCCUGGAUAAGGAGAAAGUGAGAGAAGCCAGAUUAGAGCAGAAGCAAUGGAGGGGGAAGAGAGACUUUCCCACGUGUCUCCUGCUGGGAAUUGAAUAUCAGCAUCUCACAGCACCUUCUCCUCAUUCGCUACAAGGGGAACAGACUUCCUCCAUCCUUCACCCCUUUGAAGAAAUGGGAAUUCUUUUCAUUUCUCUCUCUCUCUUUUAAGACAGAGCAGCUUGUGCUUUCAGAGGACUGAUGUGCUCUCUCCCCGCUCCUGACCUUUUCCUCCCCAUUCUGCACAUCUGGCCUCCACCCUCCCCUUUCUGUGCGCCUCUUGCCCCUGCGUGCCUCCUCUGGCCAGAUGUGUAGGCAGGCGGAAGAGUCUGAGGGGAGGUGCUAAGGCAGAGAACUGGAACUACUUUCUCACAACAGCAGCAGGAGCAGCAGCAGCAGCAGGAGCAAGAGCAAAGCAGCCACAGACUCAUUGUGUGAGAGGGAGGGAAAAAGAGAUGGUGGCGGCAGCAGCAGUAGGAGACGGCAGCGCCUGCAAAUAAUCCUCCUCAUGCAACUUUUCCUUUAAGUGCCUCACACGCACGAGGGAGGCUUUCCUCCUGAUCCUUCUUCUCUUCCCUGGUGAUAAAAACUGGGACUCUGGAGAGGAUAUUCCCUUUUUGUACAAGUUACUGCAGCUCUGAAGAAGAAAAGAAAAGGACUGAUUUUGGGGGGGGGGCUUAGGUAGACUUUUAGGGACCAAAGGACUUCUCCCCCUUUUACGUUUCCCUAGGAUUUUUAAGGUGAUAUUUCCUCCCUCCCCUUUCUUUUUUUUUUGCAGAUUGGAGACAUCUGGGAUCUUAACUGGAGAAGCAGCUUAUUUUAGAAGUUAUCUUUUUUAGGUUGCUGCUCCCCCAAACACAUAUCCUACUCCAGGUGUUAAGCUCCCCACUUUCUCAGAGCAUCUCCUACAUAACUUCAGCAGUACCGAGUUUCCCCUCAUGGUUCAUACCCAUUACAAGGAAGUUUACAGUAACUUUGGAAUGAGAGACAAAAUUUCAGAGUGGGAAAGGAAAACCUGAACUCUGAUCUUUCCUCCCUUUGCUCAGAAUUUACGUUUAACUCCUACCUUCACGGCAAUGGAUUUUUACAAGGGGCAUUAAUUUCCUCCUCUUAAUGUUUUAAAGUUGGAAGUUGCGGCAAAGGGGGAGAAGCGACGGAGGAACUUCAUUUUUUAAAAAAUUUAAAUAACACACAAGUAUUUCAGUUUCCUGAAAGAGGUACGAAGACUGGAAGGGGAAAAUAUAUCCUUUCCCAGCCUGGUGGUCUGCUGGGACUUGGAAGAUGCCUUCCGUAAUGGAAAAAUCAGGGAUCCUGUCCAGAAGCCGGUCCAAGUCAGCCACCAACGGCAACCACCAGAACUCAGAAGAUGACAGCAGUGAAGAGGAGCACUCCCACGACAGCAUGAUCCGUGUGGGAGCAGAUUACCAAGCUGUGAUUCCAGAGUGCAAACCAGAGAGCCCAGCUCGCUACAGCAACAAGGAGUUGAAAGGGAUGCUCGUCUGGUCUCCAAAUCAUUGCGUCUCUGAUGCCAAAUUGGACAAAUAUAUUGCCAUGGCCAAGGAGAAGCACGGAUACAACAUAGAGCAGGCUCUGGGGAUGCUGCUGUGGCACAAACACGACGUGGAGAAGUCCCUGGCUGACUUGGCCAAUUUUACACCAUUCCCCGAUGAGUGGACGGUGGAGGACAAAGUCCUGUUUGAGCAAGCCUUCAGCUUCCAUGGCAAGAGUUUUGCUCGAAUCCAGCAGAUGCUUCCUGAUAAGAUGAUUCCCAGCCUGGUGAAGUAUUACUACUCCUGGAAGAAAACCCGGAGCAGGACUAGCGUGAUGGAUCGGCAGGCCCGCAAGCUGCUCAGCAAGAAGGAAAAGGAUGACAGUAAUGAUGAACUGGAGGAAGGACGGCAGGCAAGUGAGGGUGAAUUUGAUGCCAUGGAUCCCAAGAAGGAGCCUAGUUACCAGAAGCCCCUGAACAGCAAACCAGGGCCUGUGAAGAAGGAGGUGCAACUGUCACAGUAUCGGCACCACCCACUACGCACUCGCCGGCGUCCUCCCAAGGGCAUGUACCUGAGCCAGGAAGACAUUACGGGCCUGUCUGCCAGCCCCGACAUGGCUGUUGUCACCCUGCGCCACCUGGACUCCCAGCUGGUUUCCCUCAAGCGCCAGGUACAGAGCAUCAAGCAGAUCAAUAGCAGUAUGAAGCAGGUGCUAGAAGGUGGAAUAGACAAACUACGGCCACCUGAGACAAACAUCAAGUUCAAUUCACGCUGGACAACAGAUGAACAGCUGCUGGCUGUACAGGCCAUCCGAAAAUACGGCAAAGAUUUCCAGGCCAUCGCAGAGGUGAUUGGCAACAAGACAGUAGCCCAGGUGAAGACUUUCUUUGUCAGCUACCGGCGCCGGUUCAACUUGGAAGAGGUGCUGCAAGAAUGGGAGGCUGAGCAGGAGGGUGUGGGGCCGGCUGCCCCCCAAGGUAGCUCCCCUUCCCAGGACCAAAAGAGCUCUAGCGCUUCGUUAGCAAGCAGUGAGGAAGAAGACGAGGUACAGAUCACUGCGGUGUCCCGUUCCCAGCAGCAGCAGCAGCAGCAGCAGCCGCCACCACCACUGCCCCCUCCGCCGCCACUCCCAGCGUCUCCCCGGCCACCACCUGCUGCCCUCUCACAGCCACCCCCUUUGCUGAGGCCCACACUUCCAACAGCACCCACGCUGCACCGCCAACCCCCACCACUGCAGCAAGGCCGCUUCCUGCAGCCCAGACUGUCGCUCAACCAGCCGCCACCCCCGCUCAUUCGGCCAGCCACCUCGCGACAAGCACCCCGCAGUGGCCAGCACCCCCCAUCACUCCUUGGUGGGAUAGGAGAGCCCCCUCCUCCCUCCUCCAGCUCCCUCUGAGGGGUUUCAGAGUGCUUCCUUUGACAUCUGUGAGCCUGGCUCCACAACAGUCACAGCUGGGAUUGGUACAGUCCUCCUCUCCCCCCACAAGGUGUGCAUCGGUUGUGGUCAUAAAAAGGGAACAGGGGAAGGAGGGGCUUCGGGGUCCCAACUAUCAUCUGACCCAGUUCAGGUAGCAUCCAGAAAGCUGGCAAGGAAUCCCAACCCCCAUGUACAUUGGGGGGGGUGGGUUUUUUUUCUUGGGAGGGGAGGGAAAAGAAAGGAAGUGAUAGGACUAGUAGCUUGGGGUGGGUUUGGAUUAUGUUUACACUUUUGCAGGAUCAGUUGCGUCAGUGCCUGUGUGAAUCGGGGAUUGGGGGAGGGCAAGGGAAGGUAUGUAUGUCAGAGUUGACACCGGUGGAAGCUUGGGGGGAGGGGAGGAAGGAGGGGAGAUUUACACCUGAUCAGACUGGAUGCAGAGGCAAGAGUGCUCCCAAGUAAAGAUGCCCGUCUCUCUGUAACAGCAAUUUCCCUUCCUCUCCAGUUUCUAUAUGGCGAUUUGGAAGGAGGUGGGGAGGGAAUGAGUGGCAGCCUGAUUUGCUCUGUACCUGCCUGUCCACCUUGCCAGGCAGGAGCCCCUGGCAGCAAAGAUGUAGUGGUGGAGGCGGCAGCAGCCAGGCUCCCUAAAGAGUAGGAUUGGGCAGUCUUCUGUGUACGAUUCCCCUCCAAGGCCCCACCCAUUGCUGGGAGUCUUUUGUUGUUGUUGUCGUCCAUGGAGCAUUUUCAAUAAAGCUAUUUUGUUACAAUUG